Molecule: messenger RNA, 696 nt
Organism: Coccomyxa subellipsoidea C-169
Lineage: Eukaryota; Viridiplantae; Chlorophyta; Trebouxiophyceae; Coccomyxaceae
Exons: 6
Coding region: 1-696 (231 amino acids)
Biological process (GO): protein histidyl modification to diphthamide
Molecular function (GO): diphthine-ammonia ligase activity
Source: RefSeq, a predicted model, not a curated record
AUGAAGGUGAUAGCUUUGGUCAGUGGGGGCAAGGACUCUUGCUACAACAUGCUACUCUGCAGACGGUUUGGGCAUGAGAUCGUUGCUCUGGCCAACCUGCUGCCCAUGUCUCCUGACGUGGAUGAGCUGGACAGUUACAUGUUCCAGACAGUGGGACAUCAUAUCAUUUCAAUGUAUGCUGCAUGCAUGGGCCUGCCUCUCUAUCGCAGGCGCAUCAAAGGCGCCUCUGUCCAGCAGGGUCUGGUGUACACUGUGACAGACAAGGACGAAGUUGAGGAUAUGCUGCAGCUUCUGGCAUUUGCAAAACAGGAACACCCAGAGAUUGAAGCUGUCUCCAGUGGCGCAAUUGCGUCUGACUACCAGAGGCAGAGGGUGGAGCAUGUUUGCGCACGGCUCAAUUUGGUCUCCCUGUCAUACAUGUGGCACCAGCCACAGCGGCAGCUGUACAGCGCAAUGCUUGAAUUUGGCAUCAAGGCGAUUUUGAUCAAGGUGGCGGCCAUGGGGCUUGAGCCCCACCUGCACUUGGGGAAGGACCUUGAGGAGAUGCACUCUCACCUUAUAAAGUUGGAGAGGCUGUAUGGCUGCAACGUGUGUGGGGAAGGGGGCGAAUAUGAGACCCUUGUCCUGGACUGCCCCUUGUUCCAGCAUGCCUGCAUUCAGCUUGAUGCAUCGGACUGCUGGAUUCUCAUGCCCUGA